Molecule: messenger RNA, 2684 nt
Organism: Nicrophorus vespilloides
Lineage: Eukaryota; Metazoa; Arthropoda; Insecta; Coleoptera; Silphidae
Gene: Lint-O
Exons: 7
Coding region: 681-2558 (625 amino acids)
Molecular function (GO): DNA binding
Source: RefSeq, a predicted model, not a curated record
UUCAGUUGGUAUUUAUCUAAUUGUUUGUUUAUUUAAAUGUAGGCAUAUAAUCGAACGGCCGAUGUUGAACUAGACUUCACAAAAUCCGAGUUGUUUUUAUUAAUCGCGCAGCCGAUAAGAUAGUGCUCGUAGUGAAAUAAUCAUCAAAUAGGAAAAUAAAGCAAAGAAGCGCAAUUGACUGCUUUUAUUUAUAGCCGUGCGAAAUGUCCAAUGCCCACUCGUUACUGCCGUUCAUAUUAUAUGUGCGGUAUACUUGCAUUACUAAUCACUUACUUAGAGCCUAAAAAGAAAAUGGUUUUUCUUAACAGAUCGUCCGCAUAUUUCAAAUGGCCACUACCGGAAAUAGUUGGUAAUAAUGCCGUUGUAUUAUUGCCAACUUGCGCUGUUCACCCGCCCUCCGUCAACCGGUAGUAUUUCUGCCGAUUUACAAAAGGCGGCAAUUUAUUACGGCGUACUUGAUAAGUUGCGAGUAAUGUGUACGAGAUGUACGUACAUCUUACUUGACAUAUUAUUUGCGUACUUAUACAGCAAUUAUCACGAAUGCAGUUUACUGGCGAGUAAUACGAAAGAGGAAGACAUCGGAGGCUGCGAAACAACUAUUGCGAAGUAGUGGCAGUGCAGACAGUAGGAGAAGAAGACUAGACAUAUAGAGAGUGCAUAUAGAUUAGGAGGGAACCAAGAUGACCGGGGUGAAGUUCCAAGAUCAUAUCCUCGAAGCAAUUGACCAGCUGCGUCACCGGAAGGCGCGUCCGGAUGAGGAGAGAAUCUACAACACGCUGUUCCGGCGGCACGCGAUCAACAUUACCGAGGCUAAGACCGCACUGAAGCAGUGCGUGGAGAGCGGCGCCGUGCUGAAGGUCUCGUACAAGGGCAAUAUUAGCUACAGGAAUGCCGCGAAGAAGUUUUCGCACCUGAAGCGCGAUGCCCAGGGGGAGGUGAUACGGGCGCCGGGAAAGCCCCGGCGCAAGUUCACCGCCUUGCUUACGAACGCCUUCACCGAGCUCGUCCUGCACGAGCCCGACUAUUUGGAGUACGGCGUGCCGCCCCCGGAGCUAAUUAAGAUCAUCCUGGCCAAGGACAACGUGCGUUACACGAAGCGAUAUGUAAGUAUUCUGCUGGAGAAGGAGGUCGAAGCCGGCGGCCUGGUAAGAAUGAACAGCGGCAAUUUUCUCUUCGGCCGAAACAAAAACGAUGAAAUACAGACUUGUCACAAUCAGAUGGAAACCGAGCACGAGCACAGCGACAAUAUAACAGCUCUGACUCAAAACGCCGCCGUCAUCGCCACCACCGCCGACGCUGCCGCCCCCAUCACGUCGCCACCCCAAACGACGUCGCAACACACCGCCGCCGCAGUCGCCUCAGCAGCCGCUACCACCGCACCGCAGCCCAAAGUGCAACAACAUCUCGUCCAACUUCAUCGCAACAACAACAACCAUCAACAACAUCAACAAGAAGAACAUUCAAUAGUCCUCAAUUCUUCUUCAUUCAUGGAUGGCCAUGGCCACGCACAGGAUGACAGACCCAACGAAAACCUUCGUGUUGGCGGCAGGAGAAAGAGGGCCAAGAAAGUUUUUGAUCCAUCUGACAACAAUUUGCCUAAGAAGAGAGGACGUCCACUGGGAUCAGGAAAGAAUCAAACUGAAAAAUACAAUAACUCGUCGAUGAGUAGUAGACAUAGUGAUGGUGGUUACGAUUCUAGACCGGAAUCGCGUUCAUCAUUGAAUGGUCGUGGAGAGGUGCAAGGUGGCGUCUGCUCGGUAUGCCGUAUCCAGAACAAGAAAGGUCCCAAUGAAAAGAUGAUCUCUUGCCGGGAAUGCAGUAACAAAGCACAUUUGAGUUGCUUGAACGGUGACGACAUGAUGCUAAAAACGUACCCGGAUAACACCUGGCAAUGUCCUCACUGCAAGACCUGUUCAGUUUGCUAUGAAACAUCCUCUGCUGGUACCCUUUAUGUAUGCGCGAUAUGCGCGGAUGCUUAUCAUGUAUCUUGCCAUGAUCCCAAGAUCAUGGAGAAAUCAAAGACUGGAACGAAAUGGCUUUGUCAUAACUGCCAAAUGCCCGAGCAAUUGACUGUUGAUAACAUCCAACUAGGGUAUAACAUGGAAGCAUCGAAAAUGAACCACGAAACUGUUGCUUCUCCAGACGUUUCGAGAGGUACAACACCUACGAACUUCCAAUCUGCUCCUGUCAGUCCGACACCGCCGACCUUGAGUCCGCAGACGACACAAAACGGUCGCAGACACACCUUGACUGAUUCUGAUAGUAAAUCAGAAACGCACAGUAUUAAAGAGGAAGAACUAGAGGAGAAUAUCGAUCCGAGCAUCCCGGAUGCAACAAACUGGAGUCCAGAGGACGUCUACGAGUAUUUCUAUCAGUACUUUCCCGACGAAGCUAUAGUUUUCAAAGAACAGGAAAUCGAUGGUCAUUCGUUGCUCUUGAUGCGGAGAAUGGACGUUCUGAAAGGAUUAACUUUGAAAUUGGGUCCUGCGUUGAAAAUAUACAGGCACGUACUGAAACUGCAAUACCGUAGGGACGACCACAAGCUUUACUGGGCUUGAAUAAAUACCAAAAUGUUUUAUAGUAUAUUGUAUUUAUUACUGUUAUCUAUUUCUAUAUAUAUGUAUAUAUAUAUAUUAUGUAAUGAUAGUUAAGCAACAAGUUGGAAUGAUGAAGGUGAUAUUUUU